GAACGGAGACCAGCUCCGCCCUGGUCCAAGCGGGCGGCGGGCGCCUCAGCGCGCAGGGCCGGCAGGGCCCCGCCCGGGCGGGCUGAGAGGAGGCGGGGCCGCGCAGCCGGCAGUUACUGGGCAGGGCGACAAACAUGGCGGCGUCUGGGAGUGGCGGCGCUGGCCGGGCGGAUAACGGCUACGGGAGCCAGCAGCCCCGGCGGAGGAAGGGCCCGGGCGCCCUGGCUACGACCUAUCUGGUCAUUUACAAUGUGGUGAUGACGGCGGGAUGGCUUGUUAUAGCAGUUGGUAUAAUCCGAGCAUAUCUGACUAAGGGUAGCUACCAUAGUCUUUACUACUCAAUAGAAAAGCCCUUGAAAUUCUUCCAAACUGGAGCUCUGCUUGAGAUUCUACAUUGUGCAUUUGGCAUUGUUCCCUCUUCUGUUGUCCUGACUGCUUUCCAAGUGAUGUCAAGGGUUUUCCUGACAUGGGCUGUAACACACAGUGUAAAAGAGGUACAGAAUGAAGAUAGUGUCCUCUUAUUUGUUGUUGCCUGGACGAUCACUGAAAUUAUCCGUUACUCCUUUUAUACAUUUAGCCUAUUAAACCACCUCCCUUACCUCAUCAAAUGGGCCAGGUACACACUGUUCAUAGUACUGUAUCCAAUGGGAGUCUCAGGCGAAUUACUCACAAUAUAUGCUGCUUUGCCCUUCGUCAGACAGGCUGGCUUGUAUUCCAUUAGCUUACCUAACAAAUACAAUUUUUCCUUUGAUUACUAUACAUUCCUGAUCCUGGUUAUGAUCUCUUAUAUUCCAAUCUUUCCUCAGUUGUAUUUCCACAUGCUACAUCAGAGGAGAAAGGUACUUUCCCAUACUGAAGAACACAAGAAAUCUGAAUAAUUCCAGCUCUUUUUCAGAACUUUUCACACACCAAAAUGCUGCAGACUUUCAGUAACCCAGCACAUUUAUACAAAAUAAACCAGGAGUAUAAAAAUUAAAUCAGAAGUUUAAAAAAUACCUUAGAAAUAACGAAUGUGAUGAUUUUGUUGAAAUUUCACCAUGUAAAACACUAGAAUAUCAUUUUCAGCAUGCACUGCUAUAAGAAAUGUAUGUGGCUUUGACUUUUUAGCCUUUUAUCUUUCUUUAAUUUAUAUGCUAACAAGACUUCAAUUUAUCACUUGACACCAGAAAAUUACCAUGUGAGUGAUAAAGUGGUACCCACUAAGUGCAGUGCUUGAAUUGGGAUUAUAUUAUUAUUGUCAUUGCUUUUUAAAAGCGCUUGACUGCAUGCCAGAAAUUGUAUGUAUUGCUGUAGAGGCAAACUAUAUUCUCUGGAAUGUUCUAAGAUUUUGGCUGGGACUCCAGUAACCAGGCAGAUUGCUUAAAUCUAGCAAGAGAAUUUCCUAACUCGAAAGGCAAGUGGGAGGGACAGCAGGGAAGCAGUUAUUGAAACUGAAGGGAAAUGUGAUUCUCUAGGAAUUUAAAUAGUAUGGUGUCCUACCAGCAUAUGUUAUCUAAAGAUUUAACUGUUUAUUACCUCAAGCUCUGUUCCAGCAUUGUCCCUAUAGAGCUGUAAUGCUGCUCUGAAAUAUUAAAACUGCCUUGAGUACAGCAGCCUCAGAUCACUUCUUUGAAAUACAUAGGGGGGGAAAGUGUAAUUUUAAUUUUUCUGAAAUAAUUGGGUAAAGCAAUGUCAUCAGUCGUGGACCUGUACAGAGCGAUACCAGGACAUGUCACUCGGUUGCUCAGUGUUUUCCUCCCUUUAUGGCUUUAAAUUAUCCCCAUAACUUCUGUUUUCCACUAGCUCAUUUAACAACCUCUUUUGUUUACACACUUGUAAACAGAGAGGAUUCAAAUACAUUUCUGACUUUCAACUUUAAGAAUAAAUGUACACAAUCACAGUCUAAAUAUGUUUUAUACAGAGCCUUUUUCCAAAUUUUGUUUGGCCACUUGAACUUAAAGAUGCUUAGGCAAUAAUUUCAGUGAUACUGUUAAAUCUAAUUUUAAUGAUGCUAGUAAGCCAAACAUUUCUUUUUUUUAAAUGUAGUAAUUCAUAGAGGGGUAGUAUUUCCAUGAACAGAUUUAUAGUUACAUUUAUUUUAGGUUUUUCUAAAGACAAAAUCUAAAUCUUUUCAUUACUAUUUUUUAUUUUUGUUGGCAACACUGCUUCUUCCUCCAUUGAAAAAGUACAGCUGAAUUUUAUCAGUGCUCAAAAUGGUAAAGAGCUUUCGAUAUGUAAAUAGCUAAACCUUAUAAUGCAGCACAAAUGAUACCAUGGCAGCACUGGGGAGGGGAGAAAAUCUAGAGAUAAUAGUAUUGGUCUGUUUUAGAGAAAUAUAGCUGUGUGUUUGAUUUACUGUACAAAAUAAUGUAAAUGUACAUCUUUAUUGACCAAUAAAUCUCCCCCUACUCCCUUCAAAUUGGCUAUCCAGGUUAAUUAUAGCCUGUGUUUUCAAAGGGAGGCAUCCAAAUAUAUACAUAGACACUUAAAUCAAAAUGGCCUGACUUUCACAAGUUCUGAACACACACAGCUCCCAUUGAAAUCAGUGGGAAUUCUGGAUGCUCAAUUCCUUUGAAAAUCAAGCCACUUUGAUUUAGGUGGCUAAAUAUGGAGUUAGGAGUCUAACUUUAGACUCCCAUGUCUAAACAUUUUGGCCUCUGUGAAUGAUAUAUGAAAUGGGAUACGUUAGCUAUAUUGCUGGGAAGGAGGCUUGUACAAUAGUUUUAAUUAGAUGGCUUUGGGUUUGUUAAGCAGAGAGAUUGCCACAGAUCUUUGAGAAUGGGGAGAAGGCUCUAUAUAAUUACCUAUUUAGUUAAAUAAGUUUUUAUAUUUUGGCAUUUUAUCACUUCUGUACCAAUAACACAAUACCAUAUAUAAAGGUAAUUGACCACACAUGUAAAUGAACUCCUACCUUUAAAAAAAAAAACAGCUAGCAUUCCCAGAUGUGAAAAAUAAAUUGUUUGGGUUGUAAGAAAUCUCAUCAUCAAACAAAAACCUAUUCAAGAAUUCAAUACUCCACAUUUUCAACAUGUAAAAUGCAUUCCUGCUGUACUUACUCAGACUAAGCUCCUAUUUAACUUGGUAGAAGUUCAUCCUGAAUUAGGACUGCAGAAUCAGGCCCCAAGAUAACUUUUUAAUAACUGGUUUCUUUGUUUAUUAUAUUAAUUUUCUUUUUAUAAAAUGAGAAUGAACAUACAUUCUGUGAAGUGUGUAUCUUUCACUGAAAUUUAAUUCAAUUUAUGUGAACCUAAUAGUACCUAUGAAACCCUUCACUUUAUUUGGUAUAAUCUAGAGAGUUCUUUUUCAUACCCUAUUUAUUUGUCUCAUGUAUUUUCUCCCUUCCAUUGGUAUCAUCAAACUGCUACAGCAGAUAUCUGCUUCUAUUGUGAUGGUUUUCAUGAUCAUAAUAGUUUGUAGACAGGUAACUAACUAGAGUCCUGCCAUGCUUCUUUAUCCAAGUUUGUCAUUACAUGGAAGAAACCCCAUGGUCCUUCCUAGUAGACAAUGUACACCUGAAGUUGUAGAAAUUUUCAUAGUGUAAUUUACAGUAAAAUGCAAACUAAAGGUGCAGAUAAACAAAUUGUAAUUUUUCACAAUGUGAUGUUUCUAUCAAAGAUUUUUUUUAUUUACCAGUGAAGAUUGGCAUUUGUGUGGACUAAUCUGCAAAGUCAUUUUAAAGUCAUCUUUCAAGAUACAAAUAUUCAUGAAUAUACAUCGAAUCAGGUAUAUGUUGGUGCAUAUUGAUAUAAUGAAAUUUGGAUGAAAACUGUACAUUAUAUACAGUCGUUUUUGUAUUUUUUGUAUGUUGUGAAGAAUAACAUUGUAAUUUUAUAAGUCUUUGAUUCACUAAGAUAAUUAUAAGUUUAAAUGUAUUUUUUUUUUUGUAUGUAGGAACCAGAUAUUACAUGGAGCUCUGAAAUACUAAGCUUAGACUUUUAUGCAUGUUUGGAAGAUAUUUCUACCAGAUGUUAAUGUAGUGAAACAGUUUGUUCACUAAAUAUUAGUUUGUGUUGUUGCAUUGUGUAAUAAAUGGAUUCUGUGCUCUGUGCCUGGAUUUGAACUACUGAUCAGUGAUACUAAUUGCUGUAAUCCAAAUAAUAAAAUGAUGGAUGAAA
Messenger RNA from Mauremys reevesii (Reeves's turtle), 4094 nucleotides. RefSeq names its product 3-hydroxyacyl-CoA dehydratase 2 (gene HACD2). Bases 135 to 878 code for a protein of 247 amino acids. NCBI's taxonomy places the organism in Eukaryota, Metazoa, Chordata, Testudines, Geoemydidae. The record is from RefSeq and is a predicted model, not a curated record. Gene Ontology annotation, biological process: very long-chain fatty acid biosynthetic process; fatty acid elongation; sphingolipid biosynthetic process. Gene Ontology annotation, molecular function: 3-hydroxyacyl-CoA dehydratase activity. The transcript has 7 exons. Gene Ontology annotation, cellular component: endoplasmic reticulum membrane.